GCGGCCCUGAGAUGGCGGCGGUGGCGGCGGGCGCGUCGGGCUCGGCGGCCGGCGCGGCCCCUCAGCAGCAACCGCCGCCUCAGCAGCAGCCGCAGCCGGCGGCGGGUGGCGCGGCGGGCUCCGGGGAAGCGGGCGGUGGAGGCGGCGGGGGGGCCGGCGGCGGCGGAGGUGGCGGCGGCGGCGCUGGGCCCGCACCGGGGUCGGGGUCGGGCGGCGGCGCGGCCGGGGGGGAGUCGUGGUACCUGGCGUUGUUGGGCCUGGCCGAGCACUUCCGCACUUCGAGCCCGCCCAAGGUGCGGCUCUGCGUGCACUGCCUGCAGGCCGUGCUGCCCCGCAAGCCCCCGGCCCGCAUGGAGGCCCGCACCCACCUCCAGCUCGGCUCCGUCCUCUACCACCACACCCGCAACGGCGACCAGGCCCGCGGGCACCUGGAGAAAGCGUGGUUGAUAUCCCAGCAAAUUCCCCAGUUUGAAGAUGUUAAGUUUGAGGCAGCCAGCCUUCUGUCCGAACUGUAUUGUCAGGAGAAUUCAGUGGAUACAGCAAAACCUCUGUUACGCAAAGCCAUUCAGAUUUCACAGCAGACUCCGUACUGGCACUGCAGAUUGCUUUUUCAACUUGCACAACUACAUACACUUGAAAAAGACUUAGUAUCAGCAUGUGACCUUCUCGGAGUUGGAGCAGAAUACGCUCGGGUGGUAGGAUCAGAGUACACCAGAGCACUGUUUCUGCUAAGCAAGGGGAUGCUCCUUCUAAUGGAACGAAAGCUGCAGGAGGUGCACCCUCUCCUUACUCUUUGCGGACAGAUAGUUGAAAACUGGCAAGGAAACCCCAUCCAGAAAGAGUCGUUACGCGUAUUUUUCUUAGUCCUGCAGGUCACGCAUUACCUGGAUGCUGGGCAGGUGAAAAGUGUGAAGCCAUGCCUGAAACAGCUUCAGCAGUGCAUCCAGACCAUAUCCACGCUGCACGAUGAUGAAAUUCUGCCCAGCAACCCCGCUGAUCUCUUUCACUGGCUGCCCAAGGAACACAUGUGUGUGCUUGUCUACUUGGUGACAGUGAUGCAUUCCAUGCAGGCAGGUUACCUGGAGAAGGCUCAGAAGUACACAGACAAAGCACUCAUGCAGCUAGAGAAACUAAAAAUGUUGGACUGCAGUCCUAUCUUGUCAUCUUUCCAAGUUAUUUUGUUGGAACACAUUAUCAUGUGUCGGCUUGUCACGGGGCACAAAGCCACAGCAUUGCAGGAGAUUUCACAAGUCUGUCAGCUCUGCCAGCAGUCUCCCAGACUGUUUUCUAAUCAUGCUGCCCAGCUGCACACUCUAUUAGGGCUCUACUGCAUUUCUGUUAAUUGCAUGGACAACGCAGAAGCACAAUUUACUACAGCACUGAGGCUCACUACACAUCAAGAACUGUGGGCAUUUAUUGUGACAAACUUAGCCAGUGUCUACAUCAGGGAAGGCAACCGACAUCAAGAGCUUUACAGCUUAUUGGAAAGGAUAAAUCCAGACCAUAAUUUCCCUGUGAGCUCUCACUGUCUUCGAGCAGCAGCUUUCUACAUCCGAGGUCUGUUUUCCUUCUUUCAAGGAAGAUACAACGAGGCCAAACGAUUUUUGCGGGAGACGCUGAAAAUGUCAAAUGCAGAAGACUUGAAUCGAUUAACGGCGUGUUCUCUUGUACUCCUGGGUCAUAUAUUCUAUGUGUUAGGGAAUCACAGGGAAAGUAAUAAUAUGGUAGUACCGGCCAUGCAGCUUGCAAGCAAGAUACCAGAUAUGUCUGUGCAGCUGUGGUCUUCAGCUCUGUUGAGAGACCUGAACAAAGCCUGUGGAAACGCCAUGGAUGCACACGAGGCAGCGCAGAUGCAUCAAAACUUCUCACAACAGCUCCUCCAGGACCACAUUGAAGCAUGCAGUCUUCCAGAACACAAUCUAAUCACGUGGACAGAUGGACCACCUCCUGUACAGUUCCAGGCACAGAAUGGACCCACCACCAGCCUGGCCAGUCUCCUGUGAAACAGAGUAACUAUCAGGACAGUGUGUUUAAAAAGAAAAAAGAAAAAAAAAGAAAGAAAAAAAAGCCAAAAAAGGAGAAAAAAUUCAUGCAAAAUCUUUUCUUCAAAGAAAAGGCAGCAAAUUCCUCUUCUAGUGAGGGCCUUGUAGGAAACAGAUUGCAUAAAGACAACGUACAUUUCAUCGACUUGCAAAGUGAGAAGGGCAUUUUAAGCUGCUUUUACAUAAUGUGUGUGAAUAUACAGCUAGUGUGUAUAUACCUACUGGUUUUAAUCUGCUUUCCUCUUACUGAGAAUUAAGGUUUAGUCCAAAGGAGGCUUGUUCCUUAAAUUGUUAGAUACCUACUUUUUAAAAAUUGUCACAGGAAAUGAAGAGGACUCGCACAGUUUUGAAUACCAAUUGUAUUCUAAAUACUUAAAGCUUCCCCGGAGUAUGAUGCAUGCCAGUUUUAAUGUUUUCUGCGCCCUUCCACUCCUGGGAAUAAUUGGAUUAAAUCAUGAUUGAUUGUAGGGUGCCCUAUAAAGUUCUAAAUUUAGUUUCGAAGGUAAUAUUCUUUCCUUCUCAUUGUGUGCAAGUCGUUGCCAGUGCUGUUUGUAGCCUUGCAGUGAAGGUAAGGAUGAGAUCAGUGAGAUCGGAGUUCUGCCGGGCAGGGUGUUUGCAGCCGGGGGGGUGCGUUAGCAUCCUUGGGGUGACCUCCGGGCUGAGCAGAGCGGGCUUGUGCUGUUCUCGGAGGAGCAGGUUCCACCUCCCGGAUCCCCGAGCGUGUGAUGAUGUCCCACCGCUUCAUCCCGACAAGGGUCGGCUUCUGCCUCCCUGCGCUGAUGGUCAGUCCCACACGGGGUAAGGCAGGAUCACAGCUCUCUCCAUCUCUGCUACUUUGACAGAAGGAGGAAAGUUCUUGUCCUCCUGUCUAGUCCAAGCAACUGGGAAACGGCGUUUUGCAUCUUUACUGCAGCCUCACCAAGGGAAGGCAGCAUCUGUGCCUUAAUGAUUUUUACAAGUGAUUGAAGUCAGAGUUAAACCCCAGAUCCAAUAUAAGCCAAAGGCUUAUCAUAAAAACUAAACUAUAGUCUUGCCCUUGGCAAAAACAUAACAUUUCCAAACUUUUCUGUGUUAGCUUUCCUGUUCUCUGUUGGUUUUUUGAAUUCUUCGGCUGUGAAUUCUCACUGCGUUUGCCUGUGCCUCUGCCGCUGUCUCAGAACAGGAGAGACGAGGCCCAAGUUUGUUCUGCAGAAAACAGUAUGGGAGUUGUUAAUUCCGUGAAGCAUCAGCAGCUUUAUAGCAAGGAUCUGUGCCAGUCCGUCGUAGUGCCAUGUACAGCUUGCGAGGUUCAUGGGGUUGAAUAAAGGUGUUUUUCUCUCUUGGUAGCUCUGCAUAUUUAUCUCCCAACUUAAAAGGGGGAGGGAAAAGGAAUCUGCCAGAAAAAUUCCUUCGGUAGGGCUUUCUGUGAUUGCUUCUCUUUCUGAGGGAGGAGGAGAAUAUUUUAGAGGAACUAUUUGACCCCCUCAAACCUUUAGAACUUUUAUUGUAGAAGGAAUACUGUGAAGUCUGUCUUCAGUGGUCGUUCUUUUCCAGUCUUAUCCCCUCUCUAGCAACAGCUCACAGGGACACUUGCUUUUUGUAAUUCAAACCCCUCGGUUUUUACCACUGGAUGAUAAGGGGACAAGUGCUUGUCCGAUUACCAAAAUAGGAUUUUACGUUUCCUCUCCUGGACAUGCGGUGCUGAUUUAGAUCCUGUUCGCAGACGUUCACUCUUGCAGAAGCCGUGUAGAUUUUAGGUUUCCAGUAGGGAAAGCAUGGCUCAAUAUCGGUAUAGGGAGAGAGUCUUAUUACUGGGUUUGCAAGAAAAAAAAAGUUCGGUGCUGUUGAAAAUCUCCCUUAGAAUUCAAAAAAUAGGAAAGAAAUCUCUGAGGUCUGUUAGCGUACAGGGUCCUCGGAGGUACCAAAUACAGGGAGAAUCCACGCAGGCAGAAUCUGUUCUGCAUUGCUUGUUGAGAUAGCAUUCUGUGUCUGCACCCGGCUCUCGCAGUCUCCUGUCCCCUCCGACCGCUGCGGCAUUCUCACGGAAGCUGCCAGGCCAACGGCACCGGGAGCCCGGCUCCAUGCCGGCACCUUGGUGGCAGUGCAAGAGGAGAUGGGUUCACGCUCAUUCCACUGCUGGUCUGGGACAGCUUGGCUGUGCCACAGGCAUCUGUUAGAGACGGGACAACUUUGUAGGCUGAACAGCCAGCACGUGCUGGCAUUUUGAUCAGGAAUGGUCAGGUAAAUCCUACCUUGGGAAUACUGAUACCCCGUGGACUAUUUUUAAGUUUUUCCCUCUUUUUUUUUUUUUUUUUUUUUUUUUUUUUUGUGCAAAGGAAGCAGCGUCUCUCUUUAGCUGUUCCCUCCGUAAGUCAUGGACUUGCAAGAACUCAGUACCUGUUUUUAAGCACCGAAGUGCAAUGGCCGUUUUCUUGGCAGUGCUCUCGGCACUCCUACCUGAAAAAGAUGUACUUUAAAAUCUACUUGAGCCCCAUUCGGGUAAUCCGGGUGUUCUCUUUUUAUGUCUUCUGUCAUCCAAUCUGAGGUUGUUAUUUAACCGAUUACAUGCCCGUGGCAACUAUAAUAAAUUACUUUAUGUGUUGGCCAAAAAAAAGCGCUGCUUCUAUAAGGCAAUAUUAAAAAAUCCCAAUUCUAGAGAGCUGCGGUUCGGGCUGAGUUUAAGAAAAGCAUUUUGCACCAAGCGAGAUGUCCACCGGUGCUGGUUCAGGUAGCUGCAUCUCCUGACUUUAUCUUUCGGAGAUGCGCAGCGCUCGAGUUUGCGUUACAGGAGAGCGAUUUGCAGCAGCAAUUCUCUGGCUUCUCGUCGUGUCGGUACUUUGUGUGCGAACCGGGCGGCUUUGUAGUUCAAAUCCCUUGUCGGUCUGUUCUCGGGAGGGAAGGAAGUACUUGAGGGAAAGGCUGCCUGCUUGCUUCUGAUGUAAGUGCGCUCAGGUUUGAACAGGAACCAUUUGCUAAAUGUGGUAGCCGAACUCGUUCCUCCUGACAUUCCAACCUGGGAUUUCCCCGUCUGUGAGAAACCAGCUUCACCUGGGCUUUGCUGUUGUGCAAAUCAGCACUCCACCGCGCUCACCCACAGUCCCACAGAGCCAAGAACUCUGCUCCGUUACCAGAGUCCUCUUCCCAUCGCGGAAUUUCAAAAAUCAUGUAAAUUUGAAAAUAACUCGGUGAUUUUUCUAUCUCUGAAAUUCAAUGUACAUUUGUUACAAUGUACAGUGCUUUUUAACUACACUUGUAUAUUAAAUUAUUUAAUAGUUUUUGCUUUUCAGUAUCUUUUGUAUGUAGCAGAGAUUAAAACAAGGACCUCAUAACUGAAGUUCUUCCUAAUUUUUGAGUGCGUAUGUAAAGUUGAACAGAAAACUAGAAGUUUACAGUUUACAAAUAAUGUUAAGUGCUUGGUCUGUCUAACUUGAUUUGAACAACAUAUUUCUAAUCUUUCUUGUCCGAUCAUUCUCUAUAGAAACGAACAUGAAGUCUUUUAUGAACUUCUAAAAAAAUUAUUCUUCUAAAGAUGUAAUUUAGAGAACUGUACAGUUUUUUUCUCUAGUAUUUUUAAAUGAGUAGCGAGAACUUACACAGAAGCAUCUAAUCACUGUUUUGUAGAUAGUGUAAAAACUUAUAUAUGUAUAGAGAAGGCAGUCUGAAGAAGUGUUUGCCUGUUGUAUUUCAUUUCCUACAGUACGAACAUCAAAAAGGCCCACGUACACAGGAAGUCUAGAUUUGGCAGCUGGGGAAUUUAAAAAAAAAUAUAAAAAAAUAAAAAUCACGGACUUCAUCCCCCGUCAUCCCGUAUGUGCACUCACUGUGACACCACAAGCAAACAUUGACCUUGAUAAAAUGUUAGGACAUGUGGAGUUCAGUGCAACUUCACUGCUUUAAUUUUAUUUGGCUUUUCCAAAUUCUCCAGAAAGUAAAAUUAUCAUAGAAGGGGGUCAGUAAUGCCCCAUUUUACUUGAGGGAUUACUGGCCUCUCCACAUCAUGCCAAAUAAACCCGUUUCCAUAACAUUUGGCAGUUCUUGCCACAGUGGCGAGGAAAUCAGUAGUUCAGGCCGUACAGAACACGAAUUGGGACGAAAUAACGCCUGUCUGUGCUCUUCUACUGUCUGUCUUAGCAAGUGUAUUUAAUUGUUUCCUGCAGUGAACCUUUAAAUGUUACGUCAGGCUUGUACAACGUAUUGUUAAGUGUUUGUAGCUCUCCAUAAGUAGCAGGACGUGUACCUUCUGCCAGCGCUCCUUCCUGAAGCUGUAAAUACAGUAACUCAUGUCGUGAGAUGGAACCGGGGGCAUGACUUUGUUGCCUUGUUUCCUCUCGUUUUCUAUAUUAGAAGAAUUUUUAAAUAAAGUUUAAUUUUACUUCU
Messenger RNA from Grus americana (Whooping crane), 6398 nucleotides. RefSeq names its product MAU2 sister chromatid cohesion factor (gene MAU2). Gene Ontology annotation, cellular component: chromatin; SMC loading complex. The record is from RefSeq and is a predicted model, not a curated record. The transcript is spliced from 19 exons. Bases 12 to 2003 code for a protein of 663 amino acids. Lineage: Eukaryota; Metazoa; Chordata; Aves; Gruiformes; Gruidae. Gene Ontology annotation, biological process: maintenance of mitotic sister chromatid cohesion; mitotic sister chromatid cohesion. Gene Ontology annotation, molecular function: protein binding; double-stranded DNA binding.